AUGGGCGAUGACAAUCGAAAAAUAAUUCGUCACUCGAAUGGACAAACGACUGCAUACAUUCUCGACUCCUUUGUCGACCCUUGGAAACCAGCUGAGACCAUAUUACUCCAACAUGGCUUCGGGCGAACCUCAGAUCACUUCUAUCACUGGGUUCCGGCCCUAGCUAGAAAGUACAACGUCUUGCGUCGCGAUCUGCGAGGCCACGGCGGUUCAAGCUACCCGGGCCCCGAUGACGACGAAGUCUACCAAUACACAACUGCCACGAUUGUGGAUGAGAUCAAAGAGACCUUAGAUCAACUGAAUAUUGAGAAGGUUCACUUCGUUGGAGAGUCGACAAGUGGCAUGCUCGCAGAAAUAUUUGCUGCAACAUACCCAGAACGAGUCAACUCAAUCAUUGUGUGUUCAUCGCCGACCCGUUUGCCAGCCUCGGCGCAGCAGUUUCUUGCUUUUGGUUUGGAAUCUUGGCCCCAGGCAUGCCGCCAACUGGGAUCGAGAGGUUGGGCAGAACGCCUCCUGGGUGCGAGCGGCACUGUGGCGAGUAGUGAUCCCAACUACCUCGCAUGGUGGAAGGACAAGGUCGCUGUCAGUGAUGGAGAAGGGCUCGCAGGAUAUGCCGAGUUCCUGAGUCAGCUGGACGCUCAGCCUUACUUGGGGGAUAUAAAAGCUUCUAUGCUGAUCUUAUCACCUACAAACAGUGCUCUUGUAAGCGUCGAGUCCAUGAAGAAGCUGGCUGGUGAGAUUGCCUCGUCGAAACUGGAGAUCAUUGAGUCUCAAGGGCAUGAGAUUUAUGCCGAGGCUGCAGAGGACUGCAUUUCCAAGAUUGAAAAGUUCCUGCAGGAACUCUAG
This is a messenger RNA of Colletotrichum phormii, 846 nucleotides long. RefSeq names its product Alpha/Beta hydrolase protein. Gene Ontology annotation, biological process: acylglycerol catabolic process. Lineage: Eukaryota; Fungi; Ascomycota; Sordariomycetes; Glomerellales; Glomerellaceae. The coding region runs from base 1 to 846 and encodes 281 amino acids. The record is from RefSeq and is a predicted model, not a curated record. Gene Ontology annotation, cellular component: mitochondrion. Gene Ontology annotation, molecular function: monoacylglycerol lipase activity. The transcript has a single exon.